Molecule: messenger RNA, 491 nt
Organism: Orcinus orca (killer whale)
Lineage: Eukaryota; Metazoa; Chordata; Mammalia; Artiodactyla; Delphinidae
Product: 60S ribosomal protein L23a-like
Exons: 2
Coding region: 1-354 (117 amino acids)
Biological process (GO): ribosomal large subunit assembly; translation
Cellular component (GO): cytosolic large ribosomal subunit; ribosome
Molecular function (GO): structural constituent of ribosome
Source: RefSeq, a predicted model, not a curated record
AUGGUUUCAACUCAAAGACAAGUAUCUCCAAAGAGAGAUGGGGGCCAAGAUCAAGGCCUAGUUGAGAACAGGGCUCUGAGGAGCCUGGCUAAGGUUGACCACUAUGCCAUCAUCAAGUUCCCCCUCACCACUGAGUCAGUCGUGAAGAAAAUAGAAGACAACAACACAAUGGUGUUCAUUGUGGAUGUCAAGGCCAACAAGCACCAAAUUAAACAGGCUGUGAAGAAGCCCUAUGAUAUUGACCUGGCUAAGGUCAUCACCCUGACCAGGCCUGAUGGAGAGAAGAAGGAAUAUGUUCGACUGGCUCCUGACUAUGACGCUUUGGAUAUUGCCAACAAAAUUGGGAUCAUCUAAACUGAGUCCGGCUGGCCAAUUCUAAAUAUAAAAGUUUUCGCUAAAAAAAAAAAAGGAAGCCUGGGGAAAGCCAUCUGUCCUACUCCCACUGAGGAAAGCAGGAGUGGGGCAGAUGUGCUGCCCUAGAAGUCAUGAAA